AUGGCCGGCGAGACGGGCCCGGAGCUGCCGUCUCUGUCGGCCCUCCAGGCCGCCUACGGCUACGGGCACGGCGGGGCGCUGGGCCGGCUCCGCGAGCGCGAGCUGCCCCGGCUSCGAGGUCUACAUUUUUACUGUGGAAUGAUAAAGGAGAAGACCAUGGUCCAGUCUAAUGUAGCCUCUGGCCUGAGUGGGAGGGACAAGGAGGAUAUUCCACAUGAACACAAAAAGAAACCACUUACUGACARACUUGCCUUUCAUUUGUUUGAUAUCACUGAGCCUCUCACUGACAUGAAGCACAAAUUUGGGCCUUCGCAGAAGUUAAAUUUUGUUUUUCUUUCAGGGAUUACUUACCUUGACCAUGCGGGCUCAGCUCUCUUCCCAGAGAGUCUGCUUAAAGCUUUCACGGAUGACCUGCGGGACAACGUUUAUGGCAACCCUCACAGCCAGAAUAUCAGCAGCAGGCUGACGCAUGACACAAUCGAGCAUGUCCGAUACAGAAUAUUGCAACACUUCCACACUUCUGCUGAAGAUUACACCGUCAUCUUUACUUCUGGAUGCACAGCUGCACUUAAACUGGUAGCAGAAGCAUUCCCUUGGAUACCUGAAGGCACAAAGCAGCCCAGCAGUCGGUUUUGUUACCUGACUGACAGCCACACAUCUGUUGUGGGUAUGAGGGGGAUAACUUCCUCAAUGAAUGUGUUAUCUGUUCCAGUAAAACCAAAGGAAAUGUUGUUAUCAGAGAAAAACACGUUACCACCUGAAGAACAAAACUGCACGACGCCUCAUCUUUUCUCUUAUCCAGCUCAGAGCAAUUUUUCUGGUACCAAAUAUCCCCUUUCAUGGAUACACGACAUAAAAUCCGGAAAACUCUGCCCUACUGAAAUACCAGGGAAGUGGUUUGUUCUGCUGGAUGCAGCUUCCUAUGUAAGCACUUCUCCGCUAGACUUAGGAGUUCACCAAGCUGACUUCAUCCCCAUCUCCUUCUAUAAAAUCUUUGGAUUCCCUACUGGUUUAGGAGCGCUACUGGUAAGCAACCGGAUCGCCCCCUUCUUGAGGAAAAGCUACUUUGGAGGUGGAACUGCAGCUGCCUACCUUGCAGGAGAGGAUUUUUACUUCCCCCAAAAAUCYAUAGCUGAAAGGUUUGAAGAUGGCACAGUCUCUUUUCUUGAUAUCAUUGCUCUGAAACAUGGAUUUGAUGUUCUGGAAAGGCUCACAGGUGGAAUGGAGAACAUAAAACAACACACAUUUGCAUUAGCUCACUACACCUAUACCGUGCUGUCUACUUUAAAAUAUGCCAAUGGGGCGCCUGUAGUACGUAUUUAUUGCGAUACAGAUUUCAGCAGUCCUGAUGUCCAGGGUCCAAUUAUUAAUUUUAACAUACUGGAUGAAAAUGGAGAGGUGAUUGGCUUUUCACAGGUGGACAAGAUGGCCAGUCUCUACAACAUACAUCUCCGCACAGGUUGCUUCUGUAACACAGGAGCCUGCCAGAUGCACUUAGGUAUAAGCAAUGAGGACAUCCGAAGAAACCUGCAGGCGGGCCAUGUAUGUGGAGAUGAUGUAGAUGUGAUUGAUGGACGGCCCACUGGUUCUGUGAGAAUAUCAUUUGGGUACAUGUCUACUUUUGAAGAUGCACAGAGCUUUCUGAAAUUUAUCAUAGCCACCAGGUUCUCCAAGUCAGACACUGCAGUUCCCUUCCAGUCCUCUGUUACAAAGCUGCCAACAGAAUCUGUCAAAUCUCCAGUUCAGGAUGACUACUCCUCCUGUAACAACGCAAAUAAAUUGGCUCCAAGAAUGCACAUCUUAGACAGAGACCUCUGGGAUAGUUCACCUGCAGCAGUGAAGACUGUCAAGUGGCAGCCACAGGGGACCGAGACGGAGAGCAUAAGGGCAGCUGUUUCUGAGACAGCAGUACCGACGUGGAGAAGAGGUGGCAAACCCAUUACUGUCACCAACAUUUACCUGUAUCCAAUCAAGUCAUGCUCUGCAUUUGAGGUUGCAGAAUGGCCAGUAGGAAACCAAGGCUUGCUAUAUGACCGUAACUGGAUGGUUGUAAAUCAAAAUGGAGUUUGCAUAACGCAGAAGCAGGAGCCGAGAUUGUGCCUUAUAAAUCCCUCGAUUGAUCUGAAGCAAAAUAUUAUGAUCAUUCAGGCAGAAGGCAUGGACCCGGUAUCUAUAUCACUAGAAGAAAAUCCUGGAAAAGAGGCUGUGAUCUGUGAGAGUAAAGUCUGUUCACACAGGGUAAAAACAUACGACUGCGGGGAGAGAAUUGCUGGCUGGUUAUCUACGUUUCUUGGUCGUUCAUGUCGCUUGAUAAGGCAAAGUUCAGACAUAAAAAGCAAUAAGCAUCAGAAAAAUGCAAAAGGUCUAACACCUGCUACAAGUAUCUCACUCUCUCUUGUGAAUGAAGCACAGUACCUCCUAAUAAAUGUAGCAAGCAUUUCACAUUUGAAGGACCAUAUUUCUGCGAGACUGGAAGAACCAUUGGAAAUACAGGAAUUAAUCCCACGCUUCCGUGCUAACCUUGUCAUCAGCGCUCCGGAGUCCUUUGAAGAAGAAGAAUGGGCUGAGAUUUCAGUAGGUUCUCUGCGGUUUCAGGUUGUGGGCCCGUGUAGCAGAUGUCAGAUAAUCUGCAUUGAUCAACAGUCUGGAGAACGAAACAAAGAAUUUCUGCAGUCUCUGUCUGCAGCCAGGGGUAGAAAGACAAACUUCGGUAUAUACCUGAUAAACCAGCCCUUGUGCUCAUCCUUUCCGGAUAUUUUAUCCGUGGGAUCUGAAGUUCUUCCAGUGUUGAAGGAGAACCCUGAAAUUCAACCCCCACCAUCCAGUGAAGAAAAAUGUUCAGGAUAAUAUUAUCUGUCGGAGGUGAACUUUACAGCAACGCUAGGGAAAGAAAACAGUAGUCAGUU
Nothoprocta perdicaria is the source of this 2906-nucleotide messenger RNA. RefSeq names its product molybdenum cofactor sulfurase (gene MOCOS). The record is from RefSeq and is a predicted model, not a curated record. Gene Ontology annotation, molecular function: pyridoxal phosphate binding; molybdenum ion binding; molybdenum cofactor sulfurtransferase activity. Lineage: Eukaryota; Metazoa; Chordata; Aves; Tinamiformes; Tinamidae. The transcript is spliced from 17 exons. Gene Ontology annotation, biological process: Mo-molybdopterin cofactor biosynthetic process. The coding region runs from base 1 to 2847 and encodes 948 amino acids.